This is a messenger RNA of Rhizoctonia solani, 954 nucleotides long. RefSeq lists its product as uncharacterized. The record is from RefSeq and is a predicted model, not a curated record. Lineage: Eukaryota; Fungi; Basidiomycota; Agaricomycetes; Cantharellales; Ceratobasidiaceae. The transcript is spliced from 4 exons. Bases 1 to 954 code for a protein of 317 amino acids.
AUGAGCAAACGUUUUGCAUCCUUUGGUGGUCCCUCGGUGCCCACUUCUUCUCCUGUCGCAGGCCAAUCGACGAACUCGAAUCCGACCAAGUCCGGAGGAAAGAAGAAGUCCAAUCCUACUAGUCCCAAUCCUCGUUCUCCUCGACCCAAAUUCGAUACAUCGGGAUCUGGCACUUCUGCGCAUGCUCCACGAAGGUCAAAGGCCCAAGAAGAAACUGAGAUUCAAGCUCUGGUUCGGUUGACACUCAAGCGCGCUUCUCUGGAAUUAAAAGGAUGGGGAAAGACGGGUGGGAAGUUUGGAUUGCAAGAUGCUAAACUAAUGGUCGAUCAAGUCACGGAACUCGAUAACUCGAUUGGAUCGCUCUCUCCAAAAGUACAACCGACGUUUAGAGUGGUCUCGCAGAAAUUAGAUUACAUAAGACUCCAUCGAGACAAUAUACGAAAUGCGUCUCGCGAAAUAGACCGUAGCUUCUCCACCCUUGUCAAACGAGCCAAUGCACUUGAGCAAGCGCUCAUGGAAUAUGCGCAAACGAAUGGUAUUGAAGCUGCUGAAGAUAACCCUUUAUGGGCGGAUAGAACCUGGUCCCUUGGGCAGUUUGUGCUUCACAUGCACCAAAUUCUCCGACCCUUGAGUAGGUAUCGACAUACAUUCCAGCUGCUUUCCGAAAAGAUCAUUGCGUAUAGCUUGUCCGGUGGAUUAAACAGCGACGGUGUUGAUAUUCCGGAAAGCGAACGCCCUAAGCCAUCUAGAGGAGCGGUGGCUCCGACGUUUGAAGAGACCCGGAACGCGAUGGUUCUUUGGGCGACAGAGGCUGCGUCCAUCGAAGAGUUGGCCAAGAGUGGAGCGAGAUGUGCGCUUUGGAGGUUGUGGGAUGGGAUAAAAAGUUCGAGUUGGAUGCAUAUUCGAGUGACGAAGAUGAAGAUGAAGAUGAGUUGGGUUGAUGGUGCUAGGUAG